Molecule: messenger RNA, 994 nt
Organism: Zophobas morio
Lineage: Eukaryota; Metazoa; Arthropoda; Insecta; Coleoptera; Tenebrionidae
Exons: 5
Coding region: 434-994 (186 amino acids)
Source: RefSeq, a predicted model, not a curated record
CUUUGAUCAGUCUUUUCCCACUAGAGAUGAGGUCUCUGAAACUAGUUGGCUGAUUAACGAAAGUUAUAAGGGCCAUAAAAAUGUUUUUGACUCCCAAAAACGUAAAAAGAGGAAGAAAUCUAUUAAGGAAAGAAAGUCUUCUCCUCUUAGUAUUAGACUAAAGACAAGCAGCAAGAAAAGAAACAAGCGGAAAUUAAAAAAAGAAGAAAACAAGAUAAUCCACUUUGAGGAGACUAAUAAUAUAGAAAGUUUAAAACUUGACACAAAAGAAAAGUUCAAUUCAAAAAUUUUGACUUGCGAUUAUUGGGAAAAUGGUUCAAAUCCGUACAAAAACAAGUCAAGAGUUAUUUUUACUGUCAUCACUGAUAAGCAAGGAGAUAUUAAUAAUGAAAUAUAUGAAAAUAUCGGAACGAAAAUUCCUGUAUAUAUAAGAAUGGAACCUAUAGCUUUGCAAAGUGUUAGUAAAACUAAAGGAAAGCAUGUUUUAUAUGAAAUUUAUGACGACUUUUCGGCACCUUUAAGAAAAAGAACUGCAACAGCCCGUUAUUACGAAAAGUUGGUUAAAGUUUCUUCUAAGUUAAAAAGUUUAUCUGAUUAUCAAGGAAACCUCCGAAUUUACGGAGGUGGAGAAGAAACUUCGUCUUUAAGUUUAUUGUCCUCAAAGUUGACCUCUAACGAGACUGUGCCUGUGGAAAAAGAACAAUUAGAUUUAUUAACAGAAUAUAACAAGAAAACCAAAGAAGAUCCAUUCAACGUUGCUUCAUGGAUAUCACUUGUGGAAGCUCAGGAAAUCUUUUAUAAGCAUAACCAGAAUCUAAAUAGGGAAGCUGGUACAGUUUUAAAAGCUAAGGACACCUCCCUGCUCACUUCACGUGAUAUUAAGAAUAUUGUAUUCCUGUGUGCUUUAUAUACUUAUUUAUAUUUAUUGGUGACUCCGUUCACCGCUAAACUAAACUAUGUUAUAGUUAUUUACAUUUUUAUUAGGCUUCGAUGA